Anopheles gambiae (African malaria mosquito) is the source of this 858-nucleotide messenger RNA. RefSeq lists its product as uncharacterized. Bases 16 to 711 code for a protein of 231 amino acids. The transcript has 5 exons. The record is from RefSeq and is a predicted model, not a curated record. NCBI's taxonomy places the organism in Eukaryota, Metazoa, Arthropoda, Insecta, Diptera, Culicidae. Gene Ontology annotation, molecular function: protein binding.
AAUGCGCGCUUGACGAUGUACGAUCAAUUUACCUCUAAUUAUGUCGUUCUAAUUUCAUUUCUCUACGGUUCGUUUUAUUUACAGGGGUAUACGGCGCUUCACAUUGCCACACAGUUCGGCCGGAACGACAUUUUUGAGCUGCUGUGCAACGUUUACAAGGCCGACCGGGACCUGCUCGACUGGAGCGGGAAGAAAGCGCUCGAGUACCAGAAGCAGAUGACCAGCGUGUCCGAGUCGACAUUCAGCAAAAUCAAGGCACGGAAAAAGCAUUCAGAAAAAGACUCCGGCUUCCUGAGGAUUGGUUCCCUGAACGUACGGGUGAAGAAAACCACCGAAGCCUUCAGCAACUUCCUGGGAGUGGGCACCAACCAAACGCGAAUUCCGCCGACAGCGAUUAGAUCGAGCGCACCACCGGACACACUGUUUAUUGACAAGCUGCACAAAUCCUGGGGCUCGGCAGAUAACAUACAGAAGGAAGAUUCCGCAAUGCCACCGCCCAAGUAUGGUCCGGUGAAGAAACGGCGUCAGAAGCGUGACAUCGAGUACGAUCCGAGCAACGAUCAUUUCAGCCAAAGCGUGCCGACCACGCCGAGCCAGAUACGGGCGCCGGUUGGCCCGCUGUCGGAAAAUCCCGAUGGCGAAUCGAUGGGCGACUCCGACUCCGAUACGGCCUGCGGUUUUGAUUCCAACUGGCGACCAACCUACAUUUAGACUUUUUUAUCAUUUCGAACGACCUACUUGUUGUUGUACAUUAGUAUCAAAAUGUAUACUACUUGUUAGAGGGGUUUUAUUUUCCUAUGUUGACACGAUAAAUAAUCAUUGAAAUAAUAAAUGAACUAACUGCUUACUCAAAAUACA